Messenger RNA from Filobasidium floriforme, 2151 nucleotides. RefSeq lists its product as uncharacterized. Lineage: Eukaryota; Fungi; Basidiomycota; Tremellomycetes; Filobasidiales; Filobasidiaceae. The coding region runs from base 1 to 2151 and encodes 716 amino acids. The transcript is spliced from 2 exons. The record is from RefSeq and is a predicted model, not a curated record.
AUGAACCUCGCACCACCCGUGAUCCCACCUCGAGCCAGGUCACGCCCGGCAGGAACGAGACGUACAGACAGACCUGAUCUGAGCAUCGAAAGAAAGGGGUCGGCCGAGACGAUCGAUUCUAUUGAGUAUGUAGUAGGAGGGAAGGGUCAGGAGAAUGUGGGCGUGAAUCAGAAUGCUGGGAAGACAAGUUUAAGGUCGGAAUCGGAGCCAGAGGAAACGACUCGACAGAUCGUAAACUCGAUCAAUCAGCAUCGCCCUCAGCUAGUCGACAAUCACCAUACGCCGCUUCCUGCCGUCAUACAACUACACUCGCCGACGGUCGAGAGCUACGAAACGCUCGGAGAGCGAGAUCGACCUGUCUUGGACAGUGCACUAGGACCGGCCAAGACCGGAGGAUUGGAUCAUCAACGAUACUCGAUCUUGAGCAAUACCACCAUCAAGCCGGAUACUACCCCGACAAUUCCCCAGGAACCCGUCGUUCCUUCUUCUUCUACAGAAAAGCGGAGGAAGCCUUCUGCUUCUUCCUUGGUCAUUCCAGAACGUAGCACAUCGAGAUCUCAACCUCCGUCACAAUCUCGAUCUGGACCUCAUCAACCGCCAGCAUCUACAACCAUCUCCCCCUUCUCCAGCCCACAAUUCCCAGACGGGUUCGAAAUCCUCACACAACCCUACACAAGCUCCAGCCCAGGUUUAGGAUCAGGGCUCCAUCCUAACCUCGGCAAUGAGUCCCAGCCUCCUAUGCUCAGAGCGAGUCGGAGCGACAGUAGCGAUUUAGAGGUUUCCAGCAUGACCACGGGGACGAGCGGGUUCCCGAGUCCCGCGGUAACUCCUCCAUACGGGUCGCCAUUCAACGGGACCCCUAUGAACACGGGUACGAAUUCGAACACGAGUAUGAACUCAAUACCCAGCUCUAGUUCGGGUUCGAGUUCGCACCCGGAUCCUGGACAGACCCAUCUGAACGCUCUCCCGAAACUGUCUUCGAGAAACUCUUCCUCGUCAUUCUUCAAACGGCCUUACCCGGUUCUACCGUCUUCUUCCUCCGCUUCCAUUCAUUCGGUUUCAUCAGCUCACCAUAACAAUUCCCACUCGAGAGGAUCGACGACGCCGUCCCUUGCAGGACACACUAGCGCUGCGGGUUACGUCAAUGCCCGGUUAGCCAGGGAAGAAGAGAGGAAAGCCGAACUGGGACUCAAGAGGGACAAGGAGAACAAGGAGAAGGAAAGGGUCGGGCUAGUCAAGGACGAAUACAAGAUCGUAGAUGGGGUUGAAAAGAAACGGAGCACGUCAGGGGUGUAUACACCGGCAACUUUUCCGGGAGCGACAGGCAAGAAAUCCAGGACCCCAUCUAUGACCUCUCAAAACGGUCUCCCUACGCCUAAAACCCCCGAAACGCCCUACUCGUUCCAAAUGCACACUCCACCCCCACUCCCAGACUCGGCAACGAGCAAUUACUUUUCGCGGACGCUCUCCGGCGUCAGUCCCGGUGCGGGCGGAUCUUCGCCGAGAUAUACAGGGCAAGAUGGGACGUCGUUGGGGAAGAAGAGGAGCAUCAUCGGGGCGCUCAAAUCGCCCUCGUUCACCGGUGUCAAGUCGGCCAUGUCGGACGGCUGGAGACGGUCUUCAGCCGAUGCGGUAUCGGGUCAGCCGUAUACGUCUUACCGACAAGAAGACUUGUCGAGCCUCCCUCAACCUAGACAUGGGAGUGCAUCUUCCGGCACGGGAAUGAGAACGGGGCCGACGUUCGGGCUCGAAUUGCCAGUCGAUCGGUCGAGGAGCGUUUCCGACCAGAUGCCAUAUUCGAUGGCAAAUCAAAGGCAGACGGCACGAGAUGGCCUAGGACUAGGGUUCGGAGAGGGGUUAUCGCUUGAUGACAAAUCAAUGCAUACGUCGACUGAACCUCCCUCCGAAUAUGCAUCGGCACGCACGUCGUUAGACUAUCAUAGUGUGCCUCCACCAGCGUUGUCUGCGUCGAAUACUCGGCCGAGAAACGUCAAGAACCUCUCGCUUCCGCUAUCCAACAUGCAUGGCGUGGUCGAAAAGCUCGAGGAAAGCUCGGUGAACACGCCGUCAGCGGAGCCGUUCUCAGCAAAUAGUGUGGUGUUAGGAACCGUGGCAAAGGGGGUCAGGAGAAAGCCUGUUCCGCAAUGCUGA